Molecule: messenger RNA, 1653 nt
Organism: Aricia agestis (brown argus)
Lineage: Eukaryota; Metazoa; Arthropoda; Insecta; Lepidoptera; Lycaenidae
Exons: 2
Coding region: 46-1554 (502 amino acids)
Molecular function (GO): nucleic acid binding; zinc ion binding
Source: RefSeq, a predicted model, not a curated record
CAAGAAGCAUCUACAACUUCUUUUGAUAAUAUUGUUAAGACAGCAAUGGCUAUAGAAACCUCUAAAUUUGAAUCCAAGGAAAUGGAAAGCGAAAAUUACACAAACAUUAAUAAAAUUUCAUUAAAGAAGAAUAAUUACAGAAAAAAUCAGAGCAAAAAUAUAUACAAGGAAAAUACAGACCAUAAGAAUGAAGAUAAAAUAAAAUGUUACAGAUGUGGGAAAAAUAAUCAUACAGCUUACAAAUGCCGACUGAAAAAUAAAAUAUUUUGCAGGAAUUGUAACUUAAAAGGGCACGUAGAAUCAGUAUGUUUCAAAGAACAAAAACAAUUACAAAUGUAUGACACAUCCAAUUCCAAUAUUAGCGAUGAGGAAGAGAUUUUUGAAAUAAAUAAAUUACAUACAGGAAAUACAAAUACAGAAAAUGAUAAAUUCAAUAUUACACUUCAAUUAAAUGGGAAAAUGCAUACAUGGGAACUUGAUACAGGAGCAGCGGUGACUACAUGCUCGGCAAAAUAUUACAAAGAAAAUUUUCCUAACCUGAAAUUACAAAAUACAAAGAUUAAACUAAAAACAUACACAGAUGAAAUCCUUCAUCCGAUAGGAACCUGCUUAAUACAAAUAAAAUACAAGAAUAAGGAAGUAAAAGAAAGAUUAUUUGUCAUAAAUAGAGAUGUAGAUCCAGUUGUUGGAAGAGAAUGGAUAAGAAAAUUAGGGAUCCAUUUUGAAAUACAUAAACUAAAUAAAGUAGAAAAAGAUAUAACAGAAAAGGAGUUCAAAGCGAAGUUAGAGAGUUUACUUGAAGAAUACAAGGACUUGUUUGUGGAACAAAUUGGAGAGAUAAAAGACUAUGAAGCUUCAUUCAAACUAAAGGAAAGUGUUAAACCUGUAUUCUUGAAACCAAGACCUGUACCGUUUGCCCUACGAGACAUGGUGGAAAAAGAAUUAGACCGAUUGGAAGAAGUCGGAAUUCUGGAGAAGGUCACAUACUCUCAGUGGGGUACACCAAUAGUACCAGUAGUUAAGCCAUCUGGACAAGUACGAUUAUGUGCAGACUACAGGUCUACACUGAAUAAAAAUUUAGAAAAUGAUAACUACCCAAUUCCACGAGUCGAGGAGAUAUUUUCCAAGCUGAGUGGUGGUAAAUAUUUUUGCACCUUAGAUAUAAAUCAGGCGUACUUGCACAUGAAGACAGAUGCAGCUACAUCUGAAAUGCAAGCCAUAAGUACAUGUCAAGGGACCUACAAAGUUAAGCGGCUAAUGUUUGGUGUAAAGAUUGCUCCCAAUAUCUGGCAAAGAUACAUGGAUCAAACUCUUCAAGGGCUUCCAGGUACAGCUUGUUUCUUUGAUGAUAUUGCUUUACAAGGAGAAACAUAUUUACAAUUACUCCAAAGAAUAAAGAUAGUUUUUGAAAAAUUACAGAAGUGCGGACUACACCUGAACAGGAAGAAAUGCCAAUUUUUCCAGAAGUCCAUCACUUACCUGGGACACAUGAUUGAUGUAAAAGGUUUACACCCUACAGAAGAAAAGGUUAUGGAGCAGUAUUAUCACAUAUAAUGCCAGACAAGUCAGAACGACCAAUAGCUUUUGCGUCCAGAUCCCAUCCUCGUCGCCAGUUUGUUGUAUAUGUACUUGGAAAUAAACUUCGUAAUCGGC